UUAUUCAUUCGCGUCAUCUCCGGAUCGGCGUCAUCGCUCUUGCGUCAUCGCUCCUGCGUCAUCUUCCGGCCAACGGUUGCUGCGGAUUCCUGGGCUGCCUCCUUUUCCACCUCUUCCCUUCAAGGGCAGCUGCCGGUGCCGGGUUUCCCGCCGGUGCCUCUUCCUCCAGCCAUCGCUUCCCGUGGGGGAGGCCGGCUGGCGAGGCCUAGGAAGGGGCUCUGGGGGGCGGCUGGGCCAGCUCCCACCUUGCUGGGUGCUCCUGGGCAAGAGCUGCCGUCAUCAUGAUGGGCAGUGUUGAAGGCAUGAGAGCGGGUGUUUUAGUCCAGUCUGACUUCCCAGGGCUGAGCUGAAGGCUGACAGCAGAAAUCGGGCAUCUGCAGAAUCCUGGGAUGACAUCUUUCCCCCUCACUGCCAUCUGCAAGAGUCGUCCAGAAUCAUAGAAUGGUUCAGGUUGGAAGAAAUCUUAAAGAUCAUCAAGUUCCAACCUCCCUGCCGUGCAUGUCUCACAAGAGCAGGUUGCUCAAAGCCCCAUCCAGCCCAGCCUUGAACACUUUCGGAGAUGGGGCAUCCACAACUUUUCUGGGCAGCCUGUUCCAGUGUCUCCCCACCCAUACGGCCAAUGCCCCGUGCCUGCCUCCACCUACCAUCUGCCUGUUGCCCUGUUUAAUUGAAAAUCUGCUUCUCAUUUCAUAGUGAGAGAUUGUGUCUUUUUAGAUGCUGCUUGACCCACGUUACCCGCUUCCUGCAUACUGCUGAAAAUAGUACGUUGAAAUUACUUUCAGUAGCAAAAGAUUUUGCAGCCUUUCAAAUGCAGCUCUGGACUUAGUAUUUUUUACUUUGUCGAAUAAAAGUAUCAUCCCAAAUAUGUUCCUUCCAUGAUGGAUAUGAAAAAAUGCAUCCUUCCUUUUGACUGGUCAGAAGGAUUUGUCUCCAUCUUUACUAUCCACUGAUACUUUAUAUGGCUCCACUUUGCAGUAUCAAUCAUGGUCAUCUGCAACCCUGUCACUAAUUGUUUCCGUAUAUAAUCGUCCUGGUUUGAGGUGAAAGAACCAACUUUCUCUUCAGUAAUUUUACUUCUUAUCUAAGCCUCUUUUAACUCUCUGAAAUUAACAGCAUAUUGCUGUUUGUUCUCAGAGUCAUAAGACAAUGUUUACAGUUGUUUAUAGUCAAUGUCAAGGAAUGGUGUGUAGAGAGACUUUUUUUAUACUUAUUGCUGUAACCACCGAGGUCAGCUAAUUUUGUUAUUUACCACAUUGGAGGGUUGGAAAUGGAAAACUGCUGAGGGGUCCCACUUGCAGGGAGGAACGGACAGGACAGGUGACCCAAAACUGACCACCAGGGGUAUUCCAUCCCAUCUGCAUCAUGCUCAGUAUAAAAGUUGAGGGAUCAAAGGAUCAGCCCUCUUUCUGCAAUGGCCGACGUCCAAGGAGGACUCUGUUCAUCUGCCUUUGAUCCCAAUCUUUAUGUUCCUGAGUCCAGUUCCCAUCCGUCACUGAGUCCAGUUUGGGACUUCCCUGGUGCCUGCCGGUGACAUCAGCCUGGGAGCUUGAUACAGUUUUGUAUAUAUUGUAUUAUUUCAUUAUUUCCUUUUUAUUUUCUUUUUAAUAUUUCAUUAGUUUAGUUCAUUAUAAACUCAUGAAUCUCUUUAUCCUUCCUCCUCUUUUCCUUGGAGAGAGAGGUAAGGGGAGGCCAAUUCAGCCUAAACCAUGAUGGAAGGACUCCUGUUUAAUUUUCAUUUUAGAAGUACAAGAAUCAUUCAGUAUGUGAAUUUACUGGAACAUUUUGUAAUAUUUACUGUGUGAAAAGGAAGUAAGAAUCAAUGUUAAGAGUCAUCUUGCAAUUUCUUGGGGGAAGUCUGGAGCUGACUGGUGUGACGGGAAGUAGACAAAGUUGCUGGGGAGUUUUAUUUAAUGUCUCGGAGUAAUAUGAGAAUAAUCUUUAUGCAAAUAGUAUGAAUCAUCCACUUUAAAAUGGCUUUUUCAUUUGCGUCUAGGGCUGUUAGAUCCUUGUCCCUGCCUCACUAUAUCUAGUUGCUUGAGUCAAUUAGUGAGGAAAGCCCUGAGCCCUGGCUUCUUGGACUCCACAUCUGGAUAUCACAGAGUCCCACAGUGAACAUCUCACUCAUCAAUUAAAUUUGCUAUAUUUUAAUAAAACCAUUACAGAGUGAAUGAAGUAAAUGCAUCAUAGAUACAUUCAUUUCUACUGGUGAUAGAAAUAUUUACUAACUUGAGCAUUAACCCUGGACUGAAGGCUAUGUUUUUGGUAACUACUGUAUCGUAAAAUUUCAAAUAGUUAUGAACCGGAACUUGCUUUACAUCAAGAAAGAGUUUCAUAUGUUUCUGGCAACAGAAAGAUAUUGCGCAAACAAGAUAUUAAGUAAUUGUACAAGGAGGAACCUUACAGAGGAGGAACCUACAGAUAACAUGGAGUCAGUUUUCGACAAGUACUAUGACACUUUGCUGCUGAGUCUUUUUAAUUUAAGAGCACCAUGAUCAUUCCAUCUCAGAAAGAAUAUAAUGGAAAUAGAAAAGAUCCCGAGGAAUGGAAUAUCUUACAGAAGGCACUGCUGGAGAUGAGAUACUGAGCUAGAUGGAUCUUUAAUUUGACCUGCUACCUGUUAUGACAAAGUCUGGAUAUUAGAUUCCCUGUUCCACAGUUCAAGCAUUGAAACUUUCAGUCUGAACAAUGGAAUUUAUAGAAAGCAACAGAGGACAUCUCAUUCAAAGAAUGGGAAUGAUCACUGUCAAGAAAAUAGCAGAUGACCUUUUGGCCUGCCGUGUCAUGUCUUAUGAGGAAGUGAAUACCAUCACCUGUGAGAGGGUUGAACAAGAAGCCUCAAGAAUGAUGAUUUACAUGAUUUUGAAUAAAGGUUCAGAAGCCUGCAAUAUUUUGGUUAAGUCACUUGAGAAACACAACCCUUUUCUCUUUCAUGACCUGCAAGGAGAUUAUACUCCUGGGCAAGUGGAACAAGAUAAAUUAAAUGACUUAAUUCAGGAUUUAAAGUAUGUGUAUCUAUCUUCGGCUUUUCAAAAAUACCAUCCUCUGGGUAGUGAUAUUGACAUAAUUUUUGAUUUGGGAACUGCCUAUACUGACAUCUUGCUGUGGAAAAAGGAUAUACAAAAUAGCAGGAAAGGGCAGCUGACGCUAAAUGUCCUUCUGGAGGAACUGAAAAAUCCCUGCAUUAUAGAAGGAGAAGCUGGCAAAGGAAAAACAACUCUCCUAAAAAGAAUUGCAGUACUCUGGGCUUCUGAAAAUUGCUCCGCUUUGAAAAAAUUCCAAUUUGUUUUCUUUAUCAGCCUGGCUAGCACACGAGGUGGAAUAUAUGAGACUGUCUGUGAUCAGCUUCUUUUUGAACAAUACCCCAUCCGUAAACAAGAUUUCAUGAAAAUGCUACUAGCACAAAGACAAAGGGUUCUUUUCCUGUUAGAUGGAUACGAUGAAUUCAACCCCCCAAACUGUCCAGAGAUAGAAGCAAUGAUUAAAGAAAACCACAAAUUCAAGAACAUGGUCAUUAUUGCUACCAGGACUGAGUCUAUCCAUAAAAUCAGACAGUUUGGGUCAUUGGUUGCUGAAAUAGGAGACCUAUCAGAGGAGAGUUGCAAGAAGCUCAUUAAAAAUGUCUUGACAAAUAAGCUGGCUGAUGGUUUGUUAAACCAGCUUAAAGAGGCAACUUCUAUGAAGAAUCUUAUGAAGACUCCACUCUUUGUCAUCAUUGCUUGUGCCAUCCAGAUGGGGGAAAGUAAUUUUCAUCCAAGCACCCAGACUCUACUUUUCUCUACUUUGUAUGAUUUGAUGGUGGAGAAAAACAGGUACAAAACAAAAGAAAUAACAGAAAAUCAUAUUAUGCUGAGCAUAAAUCAUUGUGGAGACUUGGCUUUAGAUGGAAUAUUUGACCAAAGAUUUGAUUUUCAGUCUGAGGAUUUAGCUGAUAUAAAAGAAGAAGUCCUACUAGCUUCAGGUCUUCUAAAUAAAUACACAGCUCAAAGACUAAAGCCAACAUAUAGAUUCUUUCAUAAAUCAUUUCAGGAAUACACUGCAGGCAGAAAACUUUGCAAACUACUGACGUCCUGCCAAGAAGCAGACGUGAAGAAAGGGUAUAGUUAUCUACAGAAAAUUAAUACUAUUUCAGAUAUUACUAACACUUAUUUCAAUUUGCUCCUCUACACUUGUGGAUCCUCUCUAGAUGCCACUAGAAUAAUUUUGGACUUAUUGAAAAGAAUUGAUCAGCACAGAGAUAUUUCUGAAAAGAAUCUGGCUUUGGAAAGAGAAUACACAAAAAAAUCAGAAAAUAUAACAGAAACAGAAGAUUUAAAAAGAACUGAUAAGGAUAUUUUUGCGGAGUGUGUAAUUAAUUUCUUUUAUGAAAGUUCUUCAAAAUCAGCCUUGAGCAGAGAUUUUGAAGAUUUUUUUUGUGAUAAAAGUAUUUUCAUUAAUACUCAAAAUAUCCCAAUUUAUUUCUCUGACUUUUUUAGAUACUUACCAAAUUGUCUUAGUGUACUAGGACUCAUUAAAUUAGAUUUUUUUGGAAAUUACUCACCAAGUAAGGAAAUAGAUGAUGAGAAUGUGGAAGACCUUCAAAUUAGUUCACUGAAAACUUACAUUCCUGAAAAGGCUGUCUCUUUAUUCUUCAACUGGAACCAGAGUCUCAGAUCUUUAGAAAUUACACUGCAAGAUUUCAACAAGUUAAAGAAACGUGAUAUUAAAUAUCUGGGCAAAAUAUGUUGCUCUGCUGCAAGCCUCAAGCUGCACAUCAGCAAUAGUGCUGGUAUCACAGGAACACUGAAUGAAGUCCUUGAAACCUGUAAAAACUUACAAGAUCUUACUGUGGAGUCCACCCCUCUUACUGUGGAAGAUGAGCAACAGAUCACAACAAUGACAAAGCUGAAAACCUUACAUAUAAGAGAUCUGCAAAGUGAAAAUCUAGAAGGUGGACUUAUUGAUGGAAUAAAGAAACUGGUGAAUGCUGAAGGGCUUGUACUUGACAACAUAAGUAUGGAUGAAGACGAUGCAAAAAAAUUAGCUGAAGGUAUCAGAAAUUUGAGAAAGCUACGCUUAUUAUACAUGAGUCAUUUGACAGCUAUUAGGGAUGGCAUAACCUACAUUGUAAGAUCAGUCUCUGAUGACCUAAGGGAACUUGAAGAAAUCCGACUCGUCAACUGCUGUAUCUCCAGUGAUGCCGUGGAAAUUCUAGCUCAGAAUCUUUGUAAUUUGCCGAAACUGAAUGUACUUGAUUUGUCAGAAAAUUACUUAGAAAAGAGAGGAGAAGAUGCUAUCCACAGACUUGUUGAUGGCUUAAAUGUCCUACCUGGGAUGAAAGUGCUGAUGCUUCCCUGGGGAGAUGAUGUAAAGGUUUGCCUAACAAAAUUGUUAGAACUACUGGAAACAAUGCCACAGCUGACAAAACUUGGAUUGAGGAAGUGGAGCCUCACUGACGUGGAGAUCAGAAUUUUAGGCAAUUUUUUUGAAAAAGAACAUCUGCAGAACCUUCAGCACUUGGACUUGGCAAUGAAUUGUGUGACAAGUGAUGGCUGGCUUUCCUUCAUGCAGACUCUGAUCUCUGUCAAGAAGCUGGUAUCUGUAGAUUUCAGCAGUGAACAAGACUGGGUGCCUGCAUCACUGUUAGUCUGCAAAUUAAGUCAGGUACUAACCACACUGAAUUAUUUAAAGGAGAUUAAAGUGACUGGAUGGAAGUUUGAUUGCCAUGAUCUUGGACUUAUUAAUGAUGCGAAGAUAAACUGCAGAAAACAAUUUCAGCUGGUGCAUUCCUAAAGAGAACAAGCUUUCCCAGCAGAAGUGUCCCAGUGGACUAUUUCCAUGGAGCUUUCACUUUCAGUCUUUUAUAUUUUUAUAUUUUAUAUUUUAUAUUUAUAUUCUCUAUAACCAGAAAUUGAACCAGCAGCUCUAGGUUAUUUGGAUUUCGUGGUCUGCUAGUGAGAAUGGAGUGAGAAUAGUAUCGCAUCCUCUUCUGGGAGAAACAGGUCAAAAGAAAGUUAGGGAGAGGUCACCUUGUAUUAGCCCCAAAUCCUGCAACCUGUCAUGCCUCUCGGUGGUUUCAAGGAGUGUCCAUUUUAUCUGUGUGUGCUUUCUAUGAGCUCAUUUGUAUUAGCUUUGAAGUUUAACUGUGUAGAUUAAGGAAAGCUGUUAAUAAAAAGGUAACAAAGUCUGCAAAGGUAAUUGCAAAAUCUCAGAUCCACAAAGCAGCUGACAAAAAAGGGUUAAUAGCUAUUGCUGAAACUGAAGAAGAAAGUGUGGGUAGUCCAGGCAGAUGGCCUUCUAAGAACAAGAUCUUGGAGAUGAUGCUAAAAAAUCAGUCCUGGAGCUUGAAUGGACAUCGGUGAUCCUUUUUUUGAGGAUGAUUGCAAUUAAGGCACCUUAGGAAGAACCUUAGGAAGCAAACCAGGAGCUUGGACAAGAUGCUGAGAAAUUAGAAUGACGAAGAAAAUAGUUUCUUUGUACUCCAGGUGGCUGUGCAGUUUUGUUGCCCGUUGACAUCUUGGACAUAAUAGGACCAAGCUGGACACCUGAGCUAUAGAGCAGGAAGAUUUGGGUAAAGCCUAGAGAGAAAAUGAAAGCCAGAUGAGGCUUACGUCUCAUGCUAUGCCAAAACCCAAAGGACUAUGCGAGCACUGAGGCAAUUAAUGUUCUAAAGCUAUAAUUGGAAUAUAUAAAGCUUUUCAGUCGAGAAAAGGAAAGGAGAAGAAAACUGAAAAAUAAGUCCAUGGAGUCACAAAAAUGAACAAAUGAUGUUGCUCAGGUAGUUGGAGACAAAACUGCAAGUUUGAUUUGACAGUGCUAUCAAAUUGUACUGCUGUCUUCACCUGGUUUUAGGCUCUCAUGCUAUUUGGCCUUAUUCUUCUGGUCUGAAGACCUUUCUGUUUCCUAUGAAAAAACGAACAGAACCAUGCAUAAUUUAAUUGUUGAAAUUAAAGGACUAUUCUCUUUUUA
Calidris pugnax (ruff) is the source of this 6945-nucleotide messenger RNA. It is a transcript of the gene NLRC4, whose product is annotated as NLR family, CARD domain containing 4. The transcript is spliced from 10 exons. The record is from RefSeq and is a predicted model, not a curated record. NCBI's taxonomy places the organism in Eukaryota, Metazoa, Chordata, Aves, Charadriiformes, Scolopacidae. Bases 2686 to 5769 code for a protein of 1027 amino acids. Gene Ontology annotation, biological process: detection of bacterium; defense response to bacterium; regulation of apoptotic process.